Molecule: messenger RNA, 2530 nt
Organism: Cannabis sativa
Lineage: Eukaryota; Viridiplantae; Streptophyta; Magnoliopsida; Rosales; Cannabaceae
Product: beta-amyrin synthase-like
Exons: 14
Coding region: 43-2322 (759 amino acids)
Biological process (GO): triterpenoid biosynthetic process
Cellular component (GO): lipid droplet
Molecular function (GO): beta-amyrin synthase activity
Source: RefSeq, a predicted model, not a curated record
ACAAAAUAGAGUAUAGACUAAACAUUUGAAAGGAAAAGGAAAAUGUGGAGGUUGAAGAUAGGAGAUGGAGGAAAUAACCCUUACAUAUUUACCACAAACAACUUUGUUGGUAGGCAAAUAUGGGAAUUUGAUCCUCAAGCCGGAACACCCGAAGAGAGAGCGGCCGUUGAAAAGGCCCGCCUUAACUUCUUCAACCACCGCCAUCAUAUCAAGGCUAGUAGCGAUCUACUUUGGCGUAUGCAAUUUUUGACAGAAAAAAGAUUCAAAUCAAGAAUUGGAAGAGUUAAGAUAGAAGAUGGUGAAGAGAUUACUUAUGAAAAGGCGACUGCGUCUGUAAAAAAGGCAGUUCAAUUCGUCGCAGCUUUGCAGGCCGAUGAUGGACAUUGGCCUGCUGAGAAUGCUGGUCCUUUGUUCUUUCUUCCUCCUUUGGUGAUGUGUCUUUACAUUACAGGUCACCUUAAUAUUAUUUUGAGCCCCGAGCAUUGCAAAGAAAUUCUUCGUUAUAUAUAUUAUCAUCAGAAUGAAGAUGGUGGAUGGGGGUUGCAUGUUGAAGGUAAAAGUAUUAUGUUUAGCACAGUUCUCAACUAUAUUUGUAUGAGAAUAUUAUUAGGAGAAAAAUCCAAUAAUGGUGAAGACAAUACUUGUGAAAAAGCAAGACAAUGGAUUCUUAAUCAUGGUGGUGCAACAUACAUACCUUCUUGGGGAAAGACUUGGCUUUCAAUACUUGGUGUUUUUAGUUGGGAAGGAUGCAAUCCCAUGCCCCCUGAAUUUUGGAUUCUCCCUUCCAAUCUGUUUCCAAUAAACCCAGCUAAAAUGUGGUGUUACUGUCGAACAGUGUAUUUGCCCAUGUCAUAUUUAUAUGGAAAAAAAUUUGUUGGUCCAAUCACACCUCUUAUUCUACAAUUGAGGGAAGAACUUUUCACUCAACCUUAUGAUGAAAUAAAUUGGAAGAAAGUACGCCAUUUUUGUGCUAAAGAAGACCUAUAUUAUCCUCAUCCAUGGGUGCAAGAGUUAUUUUGGGACAGUUUGUACAUGUGUACCGAGCCUCUUCUUACUCGAUGGCCCUUAAAUAAAUUAAUUAGACAGAAAGCUCUACAAGUAACAAUGGAACAUAUUCAUUACGAAGAUGAGAAUAGUCGAUAUAUUACAAUUGGAUGUGUUGAAAAAGUGUUAUUUAUGCUUUCGUGUUGGGUUGAAAAUCCAAAUGGAGUUUAUUUUAGAAAACACCUUGCUAGAAUCCCAGACUACUUAUGGAUUGCUGAAGAUGGAAUGAAAAUGCAGAGUUUUGGUAGUCAAGCAUGGGAUACUAGUUUUGUCAUUCAAGCUUUGGUUGCUACUAAUCUCACUGAUGAAAUUGGAGAAACCCUAGCAAAAGGUCACAACUUUGUAAAAGAAUCUCAAGUUAAAGACAAUCCAUCUGGUGACUUCAAGAGCAUGUACCGUCAUAUUUCUAAGGGAUCAUGGACAUUUUCGGAUCAAGAUCAAGGAUGGCAAGUUUCAGAUUCCACAGCUGAAGGUUUGAAGUGUUGCUUGCUGCUCUCAUUGAUGCCACCAGAUGUAGUUGGUGAAAGGAUUAAUCUUGAGAGAAUGUAUGAUUCUGUUAAUGUUAUACUCUCUUUACAGAGUAAGAAUGGUGGUGUACCAGCUUGGGAGCCAGUAAGAGGACAAAAGUGGAUGGAAAUGUUUAAUCCAACUGAAUUUUUCGCGGACAUAGUGAUUGAGCAUGAAUAUGUAGAAUGCACUUCAGCAACAAUUCAGGGUUUAGUUUUAUUUAACAAAUUAUAUCCACAACAUAGAACAAAAGAAAUUCAAAAUUUCAUAAUUAAAGCUACAAAAUUCCUUGAAGACACACAAAGGGAUGAUGGUUCUUGGUAUGGAAAAUGGGGAUCUUGCUUCACCUAUGGUGCAUGGUUUGGUCUUGUUGGAUUAGCAGCUGCUGGCAAGACUUAUAAUAACAAUGAAACAAUACGCAAAGGAGUCAAAUUUCUACUUAAAAUACAAAAUGAGGAUGGUGGUUGGGGUGAAAGUUAUCUUUCAUGCCGUAAUAUGGAAUAUGUACCUCUUGAAGGAAAUCGUUCAAAUUUGGUACAUACUGCUUGGGCAAUGAUGGGUUUGAUUCAUGUUGGUCAACAAGAAAGAGAUCCAAUUCCUCUUCAUAAGGCUGCAAAAUUGUUAAUUAAUUCCCAAAUGGAAGAUGGGGAUUUUCCACAGCAAGAAAUGGUUGGAGCUUUUUUGAGGAAUUGUAUGCUACAUUAUGCUGCAUAUAGAAAUAUAUUCCCACUUUGGGCUCUUGCUGAAUAUCGUAAAAGAGUUUUGGUAUGAUAUACGUACCUUAAAUAUGUGUUGUAGUUGUACUUAGAUGGACAUUGUAAUGACCGAAAUUCCUUUCUGAGUAAUUUAUGGUGUUUAUAUUACACUUGUAAUCAAGUCUUAACUCUAUAAUAGAGUUUUAGUAAUUAAAUAAAUGCAAUGUAUAGUGUGAUUUUAUUUAAAAUAAUAAUAAUAAUUAAAAAUUCUAAUGUUGUUGUAG